AUGCUGCUUUCCGCGUCCGGCUCUGAGGAGUUCGAUGUCGAAGGGGAGGGGCUUUCCACCUCAGAACGGCCGAUGCAAUCAGGCGCGUUCGAGGAGCUCCUCGUGGUAAUAACUUGGGCUGUUGAGAAGUUGAAUUUAGAUUGGCCUGAGGAGGUAGUUGGUGUCGCCCAAUCUAAGCUGGACGACCGCUUUCUCAGUUCAGGCCAUCAGCCACCUGCACGCAGGCAAUACAGUACUUCCUCUUCUGAGCAUCCUUAUAAUGCGAGCAAAGCUGCCUGUCAGUCCCAGAUCCACUCCACUGCUACUUGUGCCAUCAUGCCACUUACAGCCCACUGCUCACUCCUGCUGGCAGUAACUGCCUUCUGCUGCUUUGUCACCGUGUUUGCCUUCCCUAUGGAUGGCUUUGCCCCGGAUAACCAGUGCCGCUGUUUAUACACCACAAGUGAACGCCUCAACAUUCGACUGUUUCAAAGAAUUGAGAUUGUACCUGCUGGGUUAAACUGUCGCAACACUGAAGUGAUAAUCACCAUGAGGCAGAAAAAAGUAGUGUGUGUGGAUCCUGAGGCAGACUGGGUCCAAAGAUUCAUCGCUAAAGUUGUUAAAAGAGAAAUGGCACAAUGAACUGAGAAGUGGCACCUCUGGAACCUGAGGAAAUUUUCUCUUCACUCAAAAUGAAACCAAGCUCAGAUCAUAAUGUGAAAAAGUCAAGUUUAUGCUGAUGAAAUUUUACUGAAAGUUUUAUUCAUUUACUUAUUAAAAUGGUUUUAAUUUGAUAUACUGAAUAAAAUGCAUUAAAAUGA
Messenger RNA from Tachysurus fulvidraco (yellow catfish), 800 nucleotides. RefSeq lists its product as uncharacterized. Gene Ontology annotation, molecular function: chemokine activity; CXCR chemokine receptor binding. Gene Ontology annotation, biological process: cellular response to lipopolysaccharide; antimicrobial humoral immune response mediated by antimicrobial peptide; inflammatory response. The coding region runs from base 1 to 621 and encodes 206 amino acids. Lineage: Eukaryota; Metazoa; Chordata; Actinopteri; Siluriformes; Bagridae. Gene Ontology annotation, cellular component: extracellular region. The record is from RefSeq and is a predicted model, not a curated record. The transcript has 5 exons.